GUUUCAUCCAAGCGGCGGCAACUAGUUCUAGUCCAGUUCCCCAACUUCCCGAUGUACACGAACUAUUAAGUGAGGCUACUAUGGAUUCAUCACCAAGCAGGACUCUUCCUUCCAUUCGACCUCUUCUUCCACACCAUUUUUCCUGGAGUUAAAUAAACCACAAGACGCGCCUAUCGGUAUGCUACUGACCCAAUAGAGAGACCGGACAAGCCAGGAACCCGAGCGGGAGUUGAAUCGAUACCCGGCGAGGGUCGAUGUGAGAUGGAUUAUGGUUUGAGUUGACCUGGUGGCCUCGCGUCAUGCCGACGUAUCAUGAUGCAUUGGGACGGAUGAUGCUUUCAAUUUGCACAUCCAGAUACAGGGCAGCUACAUGUACUUGGGAACAUACCUACCUCUAUGCCUAGGUCACCUUGUCCUCCCUGUUGAACAACACGUCGGUUCCCCAUCUCUCAACAUCUGUGGAAAUUUGAUCAUAGGCAGUGGACAUCCAUCAACAUGACGCCCUGGAAGUUACCAUCCACCGCCGGAAGAUCUGUUGGAAUUCUCGGGGCCGGCGUCCUGGGUCGUCGAAUCGGCGCCUGCUGGGCAUCGGCCGGCUACCAAGUCCACAUCAGGGACCCAGACCCUCGACAGACGAACGCGGCGUUGCAGUACAUCACCAGCGAGCUAUGGAGAUACAAGCCCAUCGUUGAUCCGAACACCAUCAGCGUUCGUGGCUUCCAGAAUAUGGAACACGCCGUGGAGGAUUCUUGGCUGGUUAUCGAAUGCGUACCCGAGAAAUUGAACAUGAAAAUCGAUUUGUUUGCCGAACUCGAAAACAUCACCCGGCCGGAUGCCAUCCUAGCCUCAAACUCCUCCUCCUACAAGUCCCGCGAGAUGACGGCCAUGGUCAAGCCAGAGACGGCUCAACGAAUGCUGAACACCCACUACAUGGUCCCGCCGACCAUCCGUAUCGUCGAGCUCAUGACGAGUGGUUCUACGCGACCCGAGAUAUUUCCCUUCCUCUUGAACCACUUCAGAGCGUCAGGCAUGAUGCCGGUGAUUGCACACAAGGAGUCGACUGGUUUCAUCCUGAACCGCGUUUGGGCAGCCAUCAAGCGCGAGUGUCUCAUGGUGCUGGCUGAAGGCGUGGCUUCUCCCCAAGAACUCGACGCUGUCUGGACCGAGAUGUUUAUCGAGAACGGUAGUCCACCCUGCACUCUGAUGGACUCGGUCGGCCUAGAUACCGUUUCGCUCAUCGAGAAGCACUACAUCCAAGAGCGUGGCCUGCAGGACAGAGGUGUCUUGCCCUUUCUACAAAAGUACAUUGACGAGGGCAGACUCGGAGCCAAGAGCAGCAAGGGCGGUCUUUACCCUCCUAAUCACACCGUCAAGACGGCUAACCAGGAACAAGCCAGUUACGACAAUCUGCAUGUUCCGUCCUUGUACUUUUUGGAUAUUGGAUGGAACAAUGAUCCGGAUGACGUCGGGUUCUACAGGAAGGGCCGCAUUUUCGUGGGAAGUGCGGAUGGAAGAUCUCCGCUCAAGGUAAUCGCCCAUCAUCUGCCGAUGCCAGAUGGAAUCGCCCUCUCCCAGAAGGCUGGCAAGAUAUUCUGGACCAACAUGGGCACUCCCGGUCAAAACGAUGGUUCCAUCAUGUCGUGCAACCUGGACGGCACUGGCGCACGGGUCAUCAUCCCCCCCGGCGCCGUUCACACACCCAAGCAGUUGUCUGUCGACCAGGAGAACGAGGUGCUUUAUUUCUCUGAUCGAGAGGGCAUGCGAGUCUUCCGUUGCGGCGUUGAUGGAUCCAAUCUCCAGACUCUCGUCCGCGCUGGCGACUGGAGGAAGGGGAUAGAUGACCCUACUUUGUGGUGCGUAGGUAUCACUGUCUCAGCUCGAGAGGGCAAGUUCUACUGGACCCAAAAGGGACCGCCCAGGGGCGCCAAAGGACGCAUUUACCGGGCCUCCAUCGAGAUGCCCCAGGGAUUUGGUGCUUCCAACAGACCGGAUGUUGAGGUGGUUUUUGAUCACCUGCCGGAGCCGGUUGACCUCGCGAUGGACGAGGAGGGCAGCGCUCUGUAUUGGACUGACCGUGGAGAGCUGCCGAACGGCAAUACUUUGAACCGGGCAGCUUUGAAUCCGGAUGGGUCAUUCAGCAAGCAUCAGGUCCUCGCGCGGAAUCUGCAUGAGGCGAUUGGACUGGCCAUUGAUAAAAAGAACAGGUACAUCUAUGCUACAGAUCUCGGCGGUGCGGUCUAUCGGUUCAACAUGGACGGCAGUGGUAAACAGACAAUUUAUGAAGACCAGGGAGCGUUUGCGGGCAUUGCUUUGCUAGAACAGGCCGUUCCCAGUUCGAGCUUGUAGGUUGAGAAGACAACCAAGAGCAUCGAGUGUGUAACUACCUAGGUGUGUUAGGUAGGUAGUCUGCAGCCAGCUAGAAUAGGAAGCCCCCUUUUAUUCUUGUG
Neurospora crassa OR74A is the source of this 2447-nucleotide messenger RNA. Its product is annotated as 3-hydroxyacyl-CoA dehydrogenase. The record is from RefSeq and is a predicted model, not a curated record. The transcript is spliced from 2 exons. Gene Ontology annotation, molecular function: NAD+ binding; oxidoreductase activity, acting on the CH-OH group of donors, NAD or NADP as acceptor. The coding region runs from base 496 to 2346 and encodes 616 amino acids. Gene Ontology annotation, biological process: fatty acid metabolic process. NCBI's taxonomy places the organism in Eukaryota, Fungi, Ascomycota, Sordariomycetes, Sordariales, Sordariaceae.